Messenger RNA from Anthonomus grandis grandis, 833 nucleotides. RefSeq lists its product as uncharacterized. NCBI's taxonomy places the organism in Eukaryota, Metazoa, Arthropoda, Insecta, Coleoptera, Curculionidae. The record is from RefSeq and is a predicted model, not a curated record. The transcript has 2 exons. Bases 160 to 537 code for a protein of 125 amino acids.
CGGCCUUAUCAGUCAAGAUUUCAAGUACGCUGGGUUAAAAAACAAAAAAAAAAAUACUUAAACUGCUUCGCUUGCAAUAGAAACACAUUAUAAUUUGUUAUCUAUAGCCGCCAACAUAUUUUAAACUGGUAUUUUAGUAAAAGUUCACUUUUUUGAAACAUGGAUGGGGAUUUGCUGAAAGGGCUUCAAGAUGCCCUUAAAGAGAACUCCGAGGGGGCUCCUGGAGAGGGUGAGGCAGGUGGCGAUCCAGCUGCUUCCAUAGACAAGUUUUUGGAAUCGAUUCAAAAUAUGGCAGGAAUGAGUGAGGAAGACAAGGAUAAGCUUAUACAAGGUUUAUCCGCGUUGACUGGGAAUAAAUUGCCGAUUGGGAAACCUAUAGAGGACCCCCGGUUGGAGUUUCUCGUCUUAUUUGGAACGAUUAGUUUAGUCAUUUUACUUCUUGCGUUAAUAGGGUACAAGCUGUACAAAAGCUCACUGGAUAAAGAGUUGCGAAGGGAACAAAAAAAGCUGCUUAAAGAACAAAAGAAGAAAAAAUAGAGAGUAAAUGCAUAUAAAAGUAUAUGUAAAGUUUUGUAAAUAUUUUAUAUUGAAAGUCUGAUAAUAUGCUAAUUUAGUUUUUAAUGUCUCGAUACAGCGCCCUACUGUUGUUUGUAUUUCAACGGGAUCAUUAUAUAUAGUGUGGUCAUCAAUCAAAUUUCAUGUUAAUAAUUUUUUUAUAUGGAACAUCCUGUGUAUGAUUUUCUUAAUACAGUAGAUACAAUUAAUCUUAUUUCUUGCUUUAUGAAUACAAUGUAUAAUUAUAUAACUUUUGCUAAGUAAAACCGUAAAUAAAA